This is a messenger RNA of Pseudopipra pipra, 1866 nucleotides long. RefSeq names its product motilin (gene MLN). Gene Ontology annotation, molecular function: hormone activity. The transcript is spliced from 4 exons. The record is from RefSeq and is a predicted model, not a curated record. NCBI's taxonomy places the organism in Eukaryota, Metazoa, Chordata, Aves, Passeriformes, Pipridae. Bases 1300 to 1737 code for a protein of 145 amino acids. Gene Ontology annotation, cellular component: extracellular region.
GGGCAGACCUGGCACUGCCUGUGGUACUUUGUUGUGCUGAUGCUGAACUUGGGAUCCUCCUGCUUUGUGUUUUCCCUCUGGAGCUGGGAAUUCACUACCAACAAAGUACACUCUGCCUGGAGAGGCUGAGCGAGAGAUCUCUGGGCUGGGAAACAUGUCCUGCCUGCAAAAUAAGGGAGAGCCCCUGAGAAAGGACAUUUUUUGACUGAAGAAGUGUGUGUGGGUGUUUCUGUGGGGGAAGAGGGAGCGAAUCAACUCCCAAAGGGAUAGUCAAGCCGAGAUGAAGGUGGUGACGGGGUUUAUUUCUUUGUAUACAGCAAUAUUUUACUACAGUGAUAGAACAAAUGAAAAGGCACAGAAGAUUGAUGCUGUUGAGGUAACACGUUGCAUUGCAAGGGGAGAGCCUAAGAAAUCCUGUCCUGAUCCCUGCAGGAAAUGGUGCCUCUGGUGGGACACCCAGGGUGAUGUCCCAGGGCAGGGGUGGGCAGGGGGAGAUGGCCCCAGUGCUGCCCUGAGCAGUGAGGAGAGGGUGUGACUGGCAGGUGCUAUGGAAAGAGAAUAUUUAUUAACUUCCACUGGCCAUCGGUUCAAUACCAGCUGAUAUUUAUGGCAAAUCUAAUUCAGGAGUCAAAUUUGACCUAACAAUGUCUUUUCAAUAAUGUCCAAACCAAGAGGUUGCCGAAACUAAUUAAGGAUCAGGCUCCAAUCAGGUGAAGUAGUUAAGCUGUGGGACUAGACUUCAUUAAAUCCAUCCAGGGAGAGUAUUUUAAUAUUUAAAGAGAACAUUUAAUGUUUAUGUAAGUCCUCUCGUGACGAGAAGUCACAGUUAAAUCACUCCAGAAGGUGGUUUUUAGAGCCCUUUAUUCCAGGAUUAUACAGAGCUGGGCUGGCAAACACCUGGCAAGCACCUUUCUCUCUUGGACCCAAUGAGGCUUCUUAAAAGAUCCAGUCCACCAAGGCUUCCAGGGGUGAGGAACAGCAAACCAAAAAUUAACAAGACAGCUGUCAUGGUUUUUCUCUCUCCCAGCAGCACAGUCUCCCGAGCUGGCAGUGGGACUGAUGGGAGUGUUUUGCUCUGGAUGUGUGAGAGUCUCACUCCAGCAGAGCUGGAGGGAGGCUGGAGCAGCACUGCAGGGCUGGGCUUGACAUCCCUGGAGAUGGUGCUCAAGAACAAACCUGUUUACACAAACAGGUUGGAGAAGAGAAUUGUCAGUCAAGACACUUCUAUUCUCAGCUCGGGAGCAACUGGAGGAGUAAAUAUACCUCUGGUUAGCUGGGGGAUGAAUUUGAUUGCAGCUGAUGCAAGGCCAAAGGGAUUUCUGGUCGAAUGUCCCUGUCCACACUUUACCCUCGUGUCUUCUUUCCUGUGUUGUUCAGACUCUCACGAUGGUUUCAAGGAAGGUGGUGGCCAGUUUGCUCCUGGUGUACCUGGUGUCUCUGCUGGCUGAACAGGCUGAAGGCUUCAUGCCCUUCUUCACCCACAGUGACUUCCAGAAAAUGCAGGAGAAGGAGAGGAACAGGGGAGGGCAGAAGAAAUCCCUGAGCUCCCUGCAGCAGCUGGACGAGGAAGGCUCCUCUGAGCAGCCUGGUGUGGGUGCCAGCACGGCCAGGGCCAUCCAGCAGGCUGUUCCUGUCAGACCUGGGAUGUGGCUCACCCCAAGGCAGCUGGAAAAAUACCAAGAUGCCCUGGAGAAAGUGCUGGCAGAGCUGUUACAGGACACCCCAGACGCUGAUUGAUAUCUGCAGAAUCAGAAGAGAAAGCGCUGGAGCUGCUAAAGCUGAAAGACUCCACUUAUGUAAACGAAAUCUGUAAGAGAUUAACAGCAAAAUCUGAGGUGAGAUAAUAAAAUGCGCAGCACAAUUAAA